UUAAUAGUGCGAAAACAGUGCAAGUCUCGGGAAGUUGAUUGCAAACAAUAAGGAAGAGAAACAAAACAUUCAGUUGUUUCUACAACGCGGGAGAAUAUUAACGAACAAUAAAAGAUUGUGUCAGACUCUGCAAAGAAACUAGAUACUUUGAGCCUGUGACCAGUGAUGUCUCGCAAAAACAAAACACCUGCCGUCGGCAUCGAUCUUGGCACGACCUACUCGUGUGUUGGUGUGUUCCAGCACGGAAAGGUGGAGAUCAUUGCCAACGACCAGGGCAAUCGCACGACACCCAGCUACGUGGCUUUCACUGAUGCAGAGCGGUUAGUCGGAGACGCCGCCAAGAACCAGGCUGCCAUGAACCCGAGCAACACCAUCUUUGACGCCAAGCGACUCAUCGGACGCAAGUUCAGCGACAAAACAGUUCAGGCUGAUAUAAAGCAUUGGCCUUUUACCGUCGUUGAGGUGGACGGGCGCCCAAAGAUCAAGGCCGAAUACAAGGGGGAGCAGAAGCUGUUCGCGCCCGAGGAGAUCAGUUCAAUGGUGCUGACAAAAAUGAAGGAGACGGCUGAGGCUUACCUUGGGGGCAAAGUGACCGACGCUGUGAUCACGGUACCGGCGUACUUCAAUGACGCCCAGCGACAGGCGACAAAAGACGCUGGGGCAAUAGCAGGUCUCAACGUGCUCCGAAUCAUCAACGAGCCCACUGCCGCCGCCCUUGCUUACGGACUGGACAAGGGUGAGCGAGGGGAGAAAAACGUCUUGAUAUUCGAUCUCGGUGGUGGUACGUUCGACGUCAGCGUGCUGACAAUAGAUGAGGGCUCUAUGUUUGAGGUGAAGGCCACUGCAGGCGACACCCACCUCGGGGGCGAAGACUUUGACAAUCGCCUUGUGGCUCACUUCAUGGAAGAGUUCAAGAGAAAGUUUAAUAAAGACAUGAGCAAAAACCCAAGAGCAGUGAGAAGACUAAGAACUGCAUGUGAACGCGCUAAAAGAACAUUAUCCAGCAGCACAGAAGCUUCGGUAGAGAUCGACUCCCUCUUUGAGGGCAUUGAUUUCUACACAAAAGUGACCAGAGCCAGGUUUGAAGAGCUAUGUAUUGACUUGUUCCGAUCAACUAUUCAGCCAGUGGAGAACGCUUUAAAGGAUGCUAAACUGGAUAAGUCUAAGAUACAUGAGGUUGUUCUUGUAGGAGGCUCGACACGCAUACCUAAAGUCCAGAAGCUUCUGGGUGAUUUUUUUAACGGAAAGGAGCUUAAUAAAUCCAUCAAUCCUGACGAAGCUGUAGCCUACGGGGCAGCUGUUCAGGCGGCCAUUUUAAGUGGAGAUCAGAGCAACACCAUCAAGGACGUUCUUCUAGUGGAUGUCGCCCCUCUGUCACUGGGCAUAGAAACAGCAGGAGGCGUAAUGACAUCGCUUGUGAAGAGAGGGACCACCAUUCCAACCAAAAUGUCUCAGAUAUUCAGCACCUAUUCCGACAACCAACCCGGCGUGGACAUUCAGGUGUUCGAAGGAGAGAGGGCGAUGACCAAAGACAACAAUCUUCUGGGUAGGUUCGAGCUAAUGGGGAUCCCGCCAGCACCUCGGGGCAUCCCGCAAAUCGAGGUCACGUUUGACAUCGACGCCAACGGGAUUCUGAACGUUUCAGCACUGGACAAAACGACCGGGCGCUCCAAUAACAUUCAGAUAAAGAACGAGAGGGGCCGCCUAUCCCAGAGAGAGAUUGAUAGAAUGGUGGCAGACGCCGAGAAGUACAAAGUAGACGACGACAGGCAAAGAGAGAGAAUCGCCUCAAGGAAUCAGUACGAGUCUUACGUUUACGGCGUGAAACAAGCCGUUGAGACGGCUGGGAACAGACUUUCCUCAUCUGAGAGAGACACUGCCCUGGACGCGUGCAAUGCUGGCAUCAGAUGGCUAGAGGGCAAUUCCCUAGCGGAAAAGGAAGAAUUUGAGGAUCGCCUGAAGAACUUGCAAAAAACUUGCGCCCCCAUCAUGGUCAAACUACACCAAGGGGCGUCAUCCGACAACAGCAGCGGCCCAAGAGUAGAAGAAGUAGACUAAACUUCACAUCAUGUUCCCGCCAAAUCACAGAAUGUUGUUUUUUUCAUCCUCAUGACAUUCAAAUAGCAUUAUAGAUUUAGUUCCACGGAUUAGUAGUUCAGUAUUUACAUUGGUAUCUAAGCAUUGAAUCAGCUCAAGAAUUCUCAAAAUAUGCAUACUAACAUUUUCAAAACACUUGAACGGUGUCUUUUAUGAAGCUACAACUUUAACAAAAAUUCGGAACUAAGAUUUUAUAUGUAUAUUAUAUUUAUCAUUCUUACUUUUUUUCACAUUUUUUUUUUACUCCAGUUACACAUUUUACCGAAUUUAUUUUAAAUUUACCAGAAAGCCUAUAUAUGUUAUACAAGCAUAAAUUUAUCGGAAACUAAUGUCUGGUUCGAUCGCCUAUAGGGCUAGCAUUUUCCCCCAAACAUUGUUACUUUAACUAUUUCUCUAUCGUAUAGUAUAGUUUUUAUGAAGCUCAACAUGCACGUGUUUGAGAGGUCAAAGUUAAGGGGUUGGGGAUGGCCUUUAUGCGCGUGUUUGAGAGUCAAAGUUAAGGGGCUGGGGAUGACCUUUAUGCGCGUGUUUGAGAGUCAAAGUUAAGCGGUUGGGAUGGCCUUUAUGCGCAUGUAUGAGAGGUCAAAGUUAAGGGGCUAGGGAUGACCUUUAUGCGCGUGUUUGAGAGGUCAAAGUUAAGGGGUUGGGGAGGCUGAUGGCAGACCAGAAACGAAAACUGAAAAGAAUAUGGUGCAGUGAUAGGACGAAGAUAAUAUUGCAAAACUUGUACUGCAGUUAUUUUAAGACUUUUUGUGAACUACAAAUGAAAUUAAACUUUUUAUUACU
Messenger RNA from Biomphalaria glabrata, 2883 nucleotides. Its product is annotated as heat shock protein 70 A1-like. Gene Ontology annotation, molecular function: ATP-dependent protein folding chaperone; ATP hydrolysis activity; ATP binding. The record is from RefSeq and is a predicted model, not a curated record. The transcript is spliced from 2 exons. Gene Ontology annotation, biological process: cellular response to unfolded protein; protein refolding. Lineage: Eukaryota; Metazoa; Mollusca; Gastropoda; Planorbidae. Gene Ontology annotation, cellular component: cytoplasm. Bases 166 to 2058 code for a protein of 630 amino acids.